AUAAUUUGUGCAAUUAUGUUUAAAGUGAUAUACAUUAGAAAUGCAGAUCCAGUCUUCUUCACAGAGUUGGACGACAGAUUAUAAAAUUGCCUAAGAAAGCUGGGAGUAGAUGUAAUAUAGGUCGAAUUAGAAGAACUCUAUUUUGAAUGGGAAGCUGGAAAAAUCUCUUUCUACAAUAAAGGAGAGUUAAUAGACUUUGAUGGUGUUAUGAAUUGGGGUUACAUGAGUCCUAAACAUAUGUAGGACUUUAACUAUUUCAUCGAAGCAGCAGAGAGUGCUGGCAAAGUCACUUUACAUUCCACUAAUGCUGAAAAGAUAUUACAAAGCAAAUUACUAUAAGGACUCAGAUUUGCUAAACAUGGAGUACCUAUCCCUAAAAGUAUGGCUGCUUUUACAGUGAAUGCAAUUAAAUAAACUGUUAGAUCUAAUUUUACUUAAUAAGAAAAGGGAGUUGUAAAGGCAUUAGAUGGAUAUGGUGGAGAUGGAGUAUAACUAGCCAGAGGUUAAGAUGAGAUAAUUAGCAUGGCUUCAAAGGAGGUUUGGAAGAAUCAUUAAUCCGUAAUAUAGAAAUUCAUUCCUGAUUCAAUUGGAAGGUCAGUAAGAGCCCUCUGUAUGAAUGGUCAGUUAAUUUUAGCUUGUGAAUUUAGUGAUACAGGAUCAGACUUCCGAUCAAAUAAUGGUUAUCAUGAAUCAUUGAAAUUAGUCAAUAAGAUGGAUUAAUUCAAAAGAUACGAAGAAGUUGCUCUUAAGGCAGUUAAUGCAAUUGAACAAAAUCUAACUAUUGGAGGGGUUGAUAUCUUAGAUUCAGAAGUUCACGGAUUACAAGUUUUGGAAGUUAAUGGAUGGUCAGACCUUUGGGACUCUGAGAGAAUAACUGGAAUUGACACAUUCUAAAAAGUGGCAGAAAGUUAUCUAGCCAGAUUAAAAAGACAUUAUCACAAGGAAUGAAGAAUGAUUAUUUAGUAAAUAGAAGUUCAAUUAGAUUUUUUAAUCCAAAAAA
Paramecium tetraurelia is the source of this 1000-nucleotide messenger RNA. RefSeq lists its product as uncharacterized. Gene Ontology annotation, molecular function: ligase activity, forming carbon-nitrogen bonds; metal ion binding; ATP binding. Gene Ontology annotation, cellular component: cytoplasm. The record is from RefSeq and is a predicted model, not a curated record. NCBI's taxonomy places the organism in Eukaryota, Ciliophora, Oligohymenophorea, Peniculida, Parameciidae. The transcript is spliced from 3 exons.